AUGGCGGCACAGGCGGCGGCAAGCGGCAGCACCAGCAGCCCAACCUCUCUACACUCGCAGCAGGGUGGCGCGCCGCGGACCACCUCCGCCGCGUCCAGCGCGGACUUUGACCCCGCAGCCAUACAGGAGCUGCGCGACAGCAAGCAGGAGCUCAUCAUCAGAGUGCAAUCAAUGAAGAAGGACCUAGCGGACUGGCGCAGCCGCAUGAACCAGCAGGUGGAGAGCUACCGUGCAGAGCUGAGCGGGCUGCAGACCAGCUUGAGCGCCGAGAUGAGCAGGCUGCGGGGCGAGCUGGCAGACAUGAAGGCUCGCAUCAGGCAGCAGAUGGACAGCAACACGGCAGUGCUCGGAGACCUGCGACAGCAAGGCGCCGGGGACGCGGCCACCGAGGCGGCGCUAUCUGCGGGCGGUUCGACGGAGCCAGCGGCGCCGGCACGCGCGAAAGCGUGA
This is a messenger RNA of Chlorella variabilis, 450 nucleotides long. RefSeq lists its product as hypothetical. Bases 1 to 450 code for a protein of 149 amino acids. The transcript has 3 exons. Lineage: Eukaryota; Viridiplantae; Chlorophyta; Trebouxiophyceae; Chlorellales; Chlorellaceae. The record is from RefSeq and is a predicted model, not a curated record.